UAAUAAAAGUACUAACAAUCAAUAAAAUCUCAGUAUACAGCAAACGAAUUCAACAUCAGACAAAACACGUUAUUUUCACAAUGCUGCCGAUAUUAUUGUUAUUUCUCUCUUUGUAUGGUAUUAGUUGUGAUCCUGAAACGGUGAGAGAUAAUUUCGACUACUUUAGCUAUGGAAAUGACGAUAAUGUCAUAAAGAACCCCGAUUUACAUGCGCCUAAAGACGACAUUGUUCUUAGACCACAGGAGGUCAAGGACUGGCCACAACAGUCUCUAAAUGUGGGACAAAUUACAGCUGUCUCUAUCAAUUCUUUAGGACAGCCCGUUAUAUUUCAUAGGGCUGAAAGAAUUUGGGACGAAAGCACCUUCAACGAAUCUAAUGUUUACCAGAACCUCGAUAAAGGGCCAAUUAUUGAGGACACUAUACUGGUUCUCGAUCCACAGACAGGCUCAGUUUUGCACAGCUGGGGCGCUUACGCGUUUUAUAUGCCCCACGGUUUAACUGUGGAUCAUCAUGACAAUGUUUGGGUCACAGAUGUGGCUAAACAUCAGGUAUUCAAGUAUACCCCAAGCAAUCACAAAUAUCCAACACUGACAAUUGGUGAGGCAUUUACGGCUGGCUAUCCCUACAGACGGAGAGUCCUUCUGUGCAUGCCGACAUCCGUUGCCAUCGCAACAACAGGAGAAAUCUUCGUCGCCGACGGCUAUUGUAACAACCAGAUCCUCAAAUUUAACGCGGCUGGUACAUUGCUCUUAGCCAUUCCGUCAUUCGCAGAGACAUUCACACUAAAUCUACCACAUAGCGUGACCCUCCUAGAACACCUAGACAUGGUUUGCGUCGCUGACAGAGAGAAUAUGCGAAUCGUCUGCCCAAAAGCUGGUUUAAAGAGCUAUGCGAAGAUGCUCGAACCAGCAACCGUUAUUGAGGACCCGACUUUGGGACGAGUUUUCGCAGUGACGUCACACGGCGACAUGAUUUAUGCCGUGAAUGGCCCGACAGCUCAAAAUAUUGCUGUGAGAGGAUUUACUGUUAACGUCGUGUAUGGUAACAUAUUGGAUUCCUGGGAACCGAGCACGGGCUUCACAAACCCCCACUCUCUAGCAGUAACACGGAAUGGAUCUCACCUCUACGUCACAGAAAUUGGGCCGAACAAAAUAUGGAAAUUCGAGCUCACAGAUGUGUAUGACAGAAAAUAAAGCUUAUUCAUCAUUCCUAUAAGAAGCUUUAAUCACAAUGAUGUAACGUGUAGAUCAUAGGGACCUGCUU
Messenger RNA from Zerene cesonia (dogface butterfly), 1263 nucleotides. Its product is annotated as peptidyl-alpha-hydroxyglycine alpha-amidating lyase 2-like. The record is from RefSeq and is a predicted model, not a curated record. The transcript is spliced from 5 exons. Gene Ontology annotation, biological process: peptide metabolic process. Bases 81 to 1193 code for a protein of 370 amino acids. Gene Ontology annotation, cellular component: membrane; extracellular region. Gene Ontology annotation, molecular function: protein binding; catalytic activity. Lineage: Eukaryota; Metazoa; Arthropoda; Insecta; Lepidoptera; Pieridae.